Molecule: messenger RNA, 1071 nt
Organism: Drosophila ficusphila
Lineage: Eukaryota; Metazoa; Arthropoda; Insecta; Diptera; Drosophilidae
Gene: mtTFB1
Product: dimethyladenosine transferase 1, mitochondrial
Exons: 1
Coding region: 1-993 (330 amino acids)
Biological process (GO): rRNA methylation; transcription initiation at mitochondrial promoter
Cellular component (GO): mitochondrial matrix
Molecular function (GO): rRNA (adenine-N6,N6-)-dimethyltransferase activity; mitochondrial transcription factor activity
Source: RefSeq, a predicted model, not a curated record
AUGGCUCAAGCUAGUGCUCGUGUGCUUCAAAGCGGAAUGCGUCUGCCUCCAAUGCCCACGAUUCGAGAGCUAGUAAAGCUCUACAGACUGCAGGCCAGAAAACAGCUUAGUCAGAAUUUCCUCAUGGACGAACGGCUCACGGACAAAAUUGUCAAGUCGGCGGGCCGAAUAGAUCCCAGGGACUUGGUUCUGGAAGUGGGCCCUGGUCCCGGUGGCAUAACCAGAUCUAUUUUGCGCCGCCAGCCGCAGCGUCUGGUGCUCGUGGAGAAAGAUCAGCGUUUCGGAGAGACCCUACAGUUGCUCAAAGAAUGCGCCAGUCCGUUGAACAUUCAGUUCGACAUCCACUACGAUGAUAUCCUGCGCUUCAACAUCGAGCAGCACAUACCGGACACGGCGCAGAGAAUCCAUUUGAUUGGCAACCUGCCGUUCGCCAUCUCCACCCGGCUGCUGAUCAACUGGUUCGAAGAUUUGGCUGCAAGACGUGGAGCUUUUCGGCGCAUCGACACCUGUAUGACUCUAACCUUCCAAAAGGAGGUGGCAGAGAGGAUUUGUGCUCCAGUGGGAGGUGAACAGCGCUGCCGACUUUCCGUAAUGUCGCAAGUUUGGACGGAGCCCGUGAUGAAGUUCACCAUACCGGGCAAGGCAUUCGUUCCAAAGCCGCAAGUGGACGUGGGCGUCGUUAAGCUCAUCCCACUGAAGCGCCCCAAGACGCAGCUCCCCUUUCCUCUCGUUGAACGCGUGGUACGACACAUUUUUAGCAUGCGGCAGAAGUACUGUCGCCGCGGCUAUGGUACUCUGCUGCCUCCUGAAGAUCGAGAGGAAGUCACGCAAAAGCUCUUCCAGCGCGCCGAAGUGCAAGACACACUGCGUCCCUUUGAACUGUCUGUGGAUCAGUGCUUACGACUUGCGGAAGUUUACUCGGAGCACUUGGUGGCCCAUCCCGAGGUGGCUGCCUACGAUUACCGGGCGCCGAAAAACGUAGAAAUCCUCUAAAGCAACGAUUUCACUCCUGUUUAUAAAUGUGGUAAAAUGUAUUUAAUUAGUUGAUUAAACACAAGACUCUAAAAAGUU